UCUUUGUUCUGCUUAUCAAUCGCUCUGUGUUCAUCAACUCAAGCUCCCAUUCUCUUUGCAUAGGUGUUCUUGAGGUUCUAAGAGACCUACAAAUCUAGAAGAUGUCUUGCGGUGGAAGUUGCAACUGCGGUUCGAGCUGCGGCUGCGGCGGCGGAUGCGGAAAGAUGUACCCAGACUUGGCUGAGAAGAACACUGCCACUACCCCGGCGGCCAUGGUCCUCGGUGUUGCACCUGAGAAGGGGCGCCUCGACGCCGACUUCGAGAAGGCCGCGGAGUCCGGCGAGGCUGGCCACGGCUGCAGCUGCGGCCCCAGCUGCAAGUGCAGCCCCUGCAACUGCUAAGGAGAUGGUGAUCGAUCCGCAUGCGUGCUUCAGCAUGCCUCCUGUAUGUGUAUGUGUGUGACAGUGUGGUCAAAUAAGGAGCCAUCCGGUGUGAGGCUCGUCAAGCCGGUGCAAGUGCAGUGCUUGCCUCUAUGCUUGCUGUGUGUCUACUGCUGUGGCUGUGAGAUCAGCAGUGUAUGUAUCAACUAUCAAGUGCCAACACCUGGUGCUGUUGUGAUUGGAGGAUCAUGUGGCUGCUAAGCUGCAAUGUUCAUCCUUUCAGUGUGUCUUGUGCUGUACUGUAAUUCCAUGGUGUGCUGUCGAGUGAAAUAUGAGAUGGUUUGUUUGUGCA
Molecule: messenger RNA, 672 nt
Organism: Phragmites australis (common reed)
Lineage: Eukaryota; Viridiplantae; Streptophyta; Magnoliopsida; Poales; Poaceae
Product: metallothionein-like protein 4B
Exons: 4
Coding region: 102-341 (79 amino acids)
Molecular function (GO): metal ion binding
Source: RefSeq, a predicted model, not a curated record